GUCCUAGGUGAUGGACUAUAUGCCGAUGAACCCUUAGCUGAUGAAGAAUGGAUAAAAAAGUACCAAGAAGAAGUUGUUGAAACAAAUAAGCUAGAGCACGAACUACGGGAAAGACUUGAAGGGUCAAUUCAAGUGGAUUCUUGGUGAGUGUCGGCAAAUUUGUCGUAUGAUCGUGUGAAGAUCGAAGUAAAAGCUUAUGUAAAUAAUCGAGUACUUGCUUCUUUGGCGGCGUGAUUGCUGUAAUCUAUGAUGAGAGUUUGUAUGAUUCUAGCUACCUUGAUUGCUAUAGGUGUUCCUGUGGAAACUGCAGCCGUGUUGUCCUUCAGAAUUUGAACGAGUGCUACUGCUGACAGGAGCCAGAUGGUUGCAAAGAAGCCACCUGUAGCUAAAGAGUUCUUGAAGAUAUUCAACCCGAAACGGCCUUAAGGUGUAUCACACAACAUCCUGGUCUUGGUCCUGUCUGCCUUCAAAGUGAAGCUUACGUAUGGCUGGCGAACGUGUCAAGACCAAAGCCAAACAGAGAUAUAGACAAACUGGAUCCGAAGAAAGGUGAGAUAGUUUUUGUUAUGUUUGUGCCCCAUUGGAGUCAAAUACGAUCGACAUGGUACACACUCGAUUUGAAAACAUAAAAUUCUUUAAUACAUCGUCCAGCCGAAAUUAAAUACUUUUCUUAUUGUCUUUUUUUUGUUGUAACAGUUACUUGCGUAGCAUUGCUUAUAGGGAGUUUUCAAGGCUUGUCUAUGGUUUUCUGGGAAACAAGCGAAUUCCUCUUCCUGCGUGUGCUUACACGGCAAUAAGAAAACAAUUUCUCGUCGGCACAGAUGAAACCUACACUGGAUUCGAACUCGACGAAGAUGAUUAA
Molecule: messenger RNA, 862 nt
Organism: Porites evermanni
Lineage: Eukaryota; Metazoa; Cnidaria; Anthozoa; Scleractinia; Poritidae
Source: the annotation of a GenBank genome assembly